Metopolophium dirhodum (rose-grain aphid) is the source of this 2807-nucleotide messenger RNA. RefSeq lists its product as uncharacterized. Bases 169 to 2208 code for a protein of 679 amino acids. The record is from RefSeq and is a predicted model, not a curated record. The transcript is spliced from 8 exons. Gene Ontology annotation, biological process: positive regulation of ubiquitin protein ligase activity; anaphase-promoting complex-dependent catabolic process; positive regulation of anaphase-promoting complex-dependent catabolic process. NCBI's taxonomy places the organism in Eukaryota, Metazoa, Arthropoda, Insecta, Hemiptera, Aphididae. Gene Ontology annotation, molecular function: protein binding; anaphase-promoting complex binding; ubiquitin ligase activator activity. Gene Ontology annotation, cellular component: anaphase-promoting complex.
GCGGGUAUACAAUCCUAGAGCUAUCGACCCCGUACGCUAACCGUCACAAUAACAUUAGAUAUAUAAUUAUACUGUAUACCUACCUAGUGUUUAGUUUACGGUGCACAUUACAUAUUAAUAUUAUAAUAUCCAUCAACAAUUAUUAUUUUUUUAUUAUUUUUUGUCACCAUGUUUAAAUACAACCAGGGCAGAGAUCGAUUCGUGCCCGAUCGACAUCGGAGCCCGUAUUCGUUUUAUUCUGUACACCACAUCGCCGAAAAUCACCAAUACGAUUGUGUCUCCAACUACAGCUUUGAUGAACCCGGAAGUACCGAUUUCCUGGAGCCUUUCGAGUGCGAACGGCAGCAAGAGCAGCAACACAGAUCUUUCCGCCAACUUCAGUCGUAUAUGUCACUGGAUUCCAUUGGCGGACACCUGUUGCGGGACGUAUUGAACAAGCGCAAACAUGGUACAGACGAGGCAGACCUAAUGACUAUAUACCGCGACGCCAACAUGACGUGGCCCAUUCGGAUGGUUUGCCAGAGACGUUUGGCCCGGAAGUUCAACCAUGCCACCAGCAAAUCACUAGUAGCAGAUCUGCUGUUGGACAUGCCGAAUCUGUCCAACGACUGGAUGACCAAGAUACUUGAUUGGAGUUCGACGGGCUACUUGACGGCGGCCAUUCAAUCGUCAAUACACUUGUGGUCGUGCCACACACAGAGCGUCCAGUACACGAUCGCCGCGGUGGAUGCGCACGGCCCGACGCAGACCGACGGCGGCGCGACGAAGACCACCAUCGGCUGUCUGAAAUGGGACGCGCAGGGAGAAAAACUGGGAUAUUCGUUCACUGUGGAUCGAGGUGAAGACUCGUCGUUCGAUUCAUCGGGUGAUUCGUGGGGUGACGGAGGUCUCGGCGACUCGUCGCUCUUAGAACGAAUAAACGCGUUCGCGGCACGCGAUCGGCGAUUCUCAUCGGAUCUGGACGACCCGGACGCGACGUACCGAUCUCCGGCCAUAAAUACGUCUGUAGACGAUACGUACCAGCUAUCACGGCGAAACAAUAACGCGAUGAAGAGCACUGGACACAUAAAGGUUUGGUUAUUGAACGCACCGAACGACAAAUCAAAUAAUGAACAAAAUACAUCAAGUUGUGGUUGUGUAACUGAUGACACUUGCCAAUGGCUCUACGGAUGCAGAAUUAUUGUCAUGGAUUGGUUGGCCAACGGUCAUGUUUUAGUGACGGGAUGCACGAGGGCCACAGUGACAUUUUUCCGGUACGAUUUCGCCCAAAAGAAAUUGAUCACUACGCGCAUCAUACACAGGAUAGAAAAAUAUUCGGUAAUUAGCUGCCUGCACGUGUCACAGGACAAAUGGAGUCGUCACUUGGCCGUGGCCACUCAUUCGCAACAGGCGUGCGUAUUGAAAGUUUGGCGCAUCGAAGACCCGCUGGAGUUGUGCCCACACUACGAUCAGCGCUUCGAUUCGAGUAUCAACGUGACCGAAACCUUAACCGACCGUUACGACAGUAAACAGAAUGGCCGCGCUAAAUGGCUGAUAAAGGCCUUCGCUUGGCACCCGUGGAAGCACGCUCUGAUGUGUUACGCUGUCACAGCGGUCCCACAGGACGGUGCACAGAUGUACAUCAAUCGCAAGUGUCCGUCGUGGUUUGUGUUGGCGAACGCUUGCAAAGGACAAGUGUUGAAGCGCGUCGAACAGACCGCAAGCAACUGCUGCCCGACGGUGGACAUAAUGCACGUCAACACGCACUCGAUGACGUUCAGCCGACUGACCGGCGAACUUCUGUUGUCGGCCACGACCGUGUACAAUAUCAGAUACAAUGCAUAUUCCGCUCCCGUUUUAGUAGAAAAAAACAGCGUCGUGGUGAUGCACGCCCUGGAUCGAAUCGUCGAGACAUUGAGCAGUAGCCAUACGGAUAGAGGACUGUUUUUCGCAUGGAGUCCGGACGGAAAACGUAUAGCUUUGACGAGUUCCGACGAAUCGUUGAGAAUAUGGAACUUCUGGCCAUCCAGUAAUGUCCAAAAAACAUCCAAUAAUUGUCCGCCGCACGUUUACACGACGAAUGCGACUUACGCGGUUACUUCGGCCCAUUUCGCGGAGGAUGGAGACUUAAGUAACAGCAAUUACAGACUUUUACACAAUCAGAGCUCGCAAAAUAGCCAAUCAGCCAUGUCCGAGCUAUCUUUUGAUGCGGCUCGCAUAAUAAAAUGAUCGCCAGUAAGACGUGCGUUAUGUUGAAUUUACGUCACUGAACGGGCGUGACAAUAAUAAUUUACCUAGCAUUUAUAAAAGUUUUUCGAGUCAAAUUAAUAAAAAAAAAACUAUCAGAGUUACGUACUAACAGUUAACCAUUACAUUUGACCCAAGGUUAAAUGCCUACUUAACUUGGGAUCAUUUAUGUGCCUAUAUCAUAACAAAUUAUAAUUUUAUCGUUGGUUUCUUAUCUUUCCCUAUACAUAGAUAUUAUAUAUAUAUUACUACUACGAUUUCCGUAAUCUUUGAUUCUAUCUUUCUUUUUUUAGUAAUUAUUUUAAAUUUGUACGUGUUUGUUCACCGUAGGCACAUUUUUCUCAGUUUGUAUAAAUAUGAUUUUAAUUUUGUAUUUUUAUAUUUUUUUAUUACUUAUUAUUGUUGAACAUAUAAUUACCAUUAUCAUUAGUAUUGUGUUUGGGUGGUAUUUAAAAUUUGCAACUACUGUACAAUUUAAUUUUUACACAACGUGCAUUAUAUAUUAUAUAGUACGUCUUACUAUUUAUUAUUAUUAUUAUUAUUAUAUUAAGUUUAUUGCAGUGUAGAAUAGCACUAAUGGC